Messenger RNA from Pieris brassicae (large cabbage white), 2434 nucleotides. RefSeq lists its product as uncharacterized. Bases 267 to 824 code for a protein of 185 amino acids. Lineage: Eukaryota; Metazoa; Arthropoda; Insecta; Lepidoptera; Pieridae. The transcript is spliced from 4 exons. The record is from RefSeq and is a predicted model, not a curated record.
AGAAAUGUCAAUUAUUGACGUUAUCCGCGGGCGGUUGGACGCUGUUGAGUGCUGCGUCGAUGUAUAUUUUUUUUAACAAAAACGAUUAUUAAUUAAUUGACGCCGAGCCUGGGUAAUACUAGACGUAUUAACAAAUAUUUUAUUCGUGUAGUUAUUAUUGAGAAAUACUCAUUGUUGAGAUCGGUGAUUUAAUAUUACUAGUUGUACUUGUGAUGUUUGUGGUACAGUGAAGUGUUCUUGUAAAGAUCAUUACGAAAACAGCCACCAUGCCAACGAGUGCCGUGUAUCAACCGACCACUGUCACUUAUGAGCAACAACCAACAGACCAGCGUUGGAAUUGCCCUAUCAGCUAUUUCUCACGGAGGGUGACAAGUAGUCUGAACCGGGGGAUCUGCAUCAGGCUAGCAUUAUGUCUUCUAGGCAGCACACUCUUCAUAAUUGGUCUAGCGUUACUAAUUGCGGGGGGUAUGCAAUAUUCAAGCUCGCCUGCUCCCACACCGACGCCACAAGACGCGGAUAACGGUAUAGGCGCACUCAUCGCAGGCGGUGUCAUACUUUGUUUGGGCUUAUUAUUCGCAGGUGUAGGUGGUUGGGCAUGGUCUGCUCGUUGGGGCGGUGGUAAGGAGGCACCGGCGAGUGGAGCGGCAGCUCUAACCGCCCUCAACCCAUCAACUGAUCCAUUGGUGGCAGCUCAGUACGCACCUGUAAGAGACGCACCGCCCGCACCUGAUGAUGAGAUGCGGAAUCUUAUGGAUAACAAGGAAUGUUUAAGCAGUGCCGAAGAGAGCGACAAGAUGCUGGAUGGGCGGCCGUCCAUAGCAUAAAUUUGAUGUUAUAUAUAAAAAUAACAGAUUUCUAUAUUACGUCCCCCUAAUCAAGACUUUUAAAUUACGUUUAGAGAACCAAUUCACAGAACGAAUAUGAAUUUAUUCAUUUAAAUAACAUAUUCCAAUGCAUUAUUGCAACGUCGACUUAUAAUGGUUCACAUUUUUCCUUUCUAUGGUAAUAGACCAUAGCAAUAAGUUAGAUUUAUGCAUUUUUCGGUACAAAAUAGAAAAUUUUAUUUUAAUUAAACAUAAUUUUUAAUUGUACUUAUUCGAUAUCUUCAUCGACGCUCUGUAAAAUCGAUUUCCAAUUAUUUACACAAUUUUUCAGUUCUAAUGACGUCAUUGGUAUUGAGUUACAGAGUGAGCCUGCUCUAUAUAACGGCCCGUUUACCGUCUUAUGUUCAGAUUAAAACGGACCGUUAAGUCGGUAAACAUCCUCAGAUUUCAUCGUUCAUUAAUAUCGUGAUCUAACACGUGGCCAAAUUGUCGUCCAGGAUAAGAUAGAUCUUCUAAGCAUUUCUUCUAGAUUUAAGAAUUAUAUUAGCUAUAGGUCACUAUUUAAAAUGGACAUACAAUAUUCUUGGUAACAUUUAACGUAGGUGAAAAAAUGUAUUUACUGUAUAUCCUAUUAUUUUCGUACACUUGUAUAAGGCAACAUUUUUGUACUAUCAGCUAUAUAUUUCUCAAUGCGUAAUGCAAUACGUUUGUUUCCUUUAAUAUUUUCGUUGUGUGUUUUUACAAAAUAACUUUGGUUAAUAUCGAAUUUAGCACGAAUUAUGUAAUAAAUUUUGUUUUUAAUGUUUAUUAGUUGAUAGUACAAGCAAUAUUCAGUAUCGCAAUUAUAAUUCGAGCUUUAUAUAAUCCAAAUUCUAUUUUUAAAUAUGGUCUUGCAAAUCAUUUGUGCGACAUACGUUAAAUGCGCCGGCGCUUAUUCUGAUCUUCAUAUUUUAGAUCUUCGUCUUUUUUUUCUUAAAUUUGAUAGUCUGUGCGGAAAGAGAACUUUCGUGGGAUUUGAGGUUGCAGCAAUGCUAAAUUACUUUUUGCUAUGUUGGCAACUGUUACGUUAUAGUUCGAAUAAAUAAAGUGACGCAUAGCUAAUGAGUUUUUUUUUUUUCAUUUCUUACAAAUUCAUUUAUUUUCUCGUUCCGCGCAGACUAAUGCUAUGUGUGUAUUUAUUUUAUUAGAACCGUCCUUUUAGAUAUAAGUCAUACUUAUAUUUUGCCGUGGUUAAUUUAGCUAAAUACCAAGGUAGUUAGAGGUUGUGUAAGUGAAAUUUUGAAUUUACUGACAUAUUUUUAUUGUAGUUUUUUUUGAUAUUAUCUGUGGGAUCUAUAUGUCAAAUCGAUGUUCAAGUUAGGAGAUAUAUUAAUUUAAAAUCGGUAUUUGAAUACCUUGUGGCGACUUUGUAAGAGAUAAGCUGUAGUAAGCAGGUGUAAGCUCUCUUUAUGUUCUGCAAUAUCUAAUAAUGUGCAAUCAGACAUCACACAAUAUUUAUAAUAUAUUAUUUUAUUUACAUGUACUUGUAUAAUCUAGUUUUGUUAUGUUAUGUACUUAAAUGUUCAAUCUUCAGCUUAAUAAAGUAUUUUAAGUGUAUAAAAUAUAUGUUU